GGGGGUGGGGCGGGGAAACGACUUCCGGUACCAAUAAAAAAUAACGCAGAUUACAAAAAAAAGCUGCAGGGAAGCCGAUGCUGCAGUUCAGCAACUGAGAAAGGAUUAUUCUCCUGCGGUCAUCCAAAUUCGUAUCCCUACACAUGUCAGUAUCGAAACGGUGGCAGAAGAAGAAAACACUGAUUGAGAUGGGCUUUUGGGAGCCACCCGGGCUGAUCUGGAAGGCGGCUUUGCGGGUGCUGGUGCUGCAGGCGGCCUGGGCGCUGGGCGGCGGCCAGGUGCGCUACUCGGUGCCGGAGGAAGCCAAGGCCGGCACGGUGGUGGGUCGUCUGGCGCAGGACCUGGGGCUGGAGGCGGGCGAGCUGGAGGCGCGUCGGCUGCGGCUGGUGGCGAAGGGCCGGCGGGCGAGCGUGGAGGUGAGCGGGGCGAGCGGGGCGCUGGUGCUGAGCUCGCGGCUCGACCGCGAGGAGCUGUGCGGCAAGAGCGCGCCGUGCGCCCUGCGCCUGGAGGUGCUGGUGGACCGGCCGCUGCGCGUCUUUCACGUGGAGCUGGAGGUCACCGACAUCAACGACAAUGCCCCGCUCUUCCCCGCCGCCCGCAAGAACCUCACUGUCGCCGAGUCCUUAACGCUGCCGGGCUCGCGCUUCCCGCUGGAGGGCGCGUCGGACGCAGACAUCGGAGCCAACGCGCAGCUCUCCUACAAACUCAGCCCGAGCGAGCAUUUCACUCUGGAGUUGCAGCGGAGCGAAGACUAUCGCGAGUCGUUGUUUUUGAUUCUGUCGAAGGCGCUGGACCGGGAGGCGAUGGCGGUGCACCGGUUGGUGCUGACGGCGAGUGACGGCGGCAGACCGUCGCUGUCGGGCACGAUGGAGCUGGUGAUCUCGGUGCUGGAUGUGAACGACAACGCGCCCGAGUUCAACCAGUCGGUCUAUAAAGUGCAGCUGGCGGAGAGCGCUGCAGAGGGGACGCUGGUGGUGCGCGUGAGCGCCACGGAUCCGGACGAGGGAAUGAACAGGGAAGUUGUGUUCACUGCGAGCAGCUUGUUUCCUGCCAGUGGAAGAGACCAGUUCGUGCUAGAUUCAAGCACAGGGGAGCUGAAGCUCUCGGGUCCCCUGGAUUUUGAGGACGUUCGUCUAUACGAGAUACAAGUGGAAGCGAAAGACAGGGGUACGCCUCCGUUAUCGGGGCACUGCAAAGUGGUAGUGGAGGUGCUGGACGUGAACGACAACGCGCCGGAGGUGUGGGUGACGUCGCUGUCGGUGCCGGUGCCGGAGGACGCGGCGGUGGGGACGGUGGUGGCGCUGCUGAGCGUGUCGGACCGGGACUCGGGGGCGAACGGCCGGGUGCGGUGCGCGGUGUGGCCGGCGGCGCCGUUCGGGCUGGUGGCGACGUUCGAGGGCUCGUACUCGCUGGUGCUGCGGGAGGCGCUGGACCGGGAGCGGGUGGCGGAGUACGAGGUGGAGGUGCGGGCGGAGGACGGCGGGGCGCCGCCGCUGCGCGCCAGCCGCGGGCUGCGGGUGCCGGUGUCGGACGUGAACGACAACGCGCCGGCGUUCGCGCAGGCCGUGUACACGGUGCUGGCGCGGGAGAACAACGCGGCGGGCGCGGAGCUGGCGCGGCUGUGGGCGCGGGACCCCGACGAGGCGGGCAACGGGCGCGUGAGCUACUCGGUGGCGGAGGGCGGCGCGGGCGCGGGGGCGCGGUCGGCGUCGAGCUACGUGUCGGUGGACGCGGAGAGCGGUCGGCUGUGGGCGCUGCAGCCCUUCGACUACGAGGAGCUGCAGGUGCUGCAGUUCGAGGUGCGCGCGGUGGACGCGGGGCAGCCGGCGCUGUGCGGCAACGCCACGGUGCAGCUCUUCGUCGUGGACGAGAACGACAACGCGCCGGCGCUGCUGCCGCCCGCGGGCGGCGGCGCGGGGCCCUGGGCUGGCGGCGCGUCGUCGUCGUCGUCGUCGUCGGGGCCGUCGUCGUCGGGGUCGUCGCUGUGGGCGUGGGCGGCGUGGGGGUCGCCGGCGGGGCAGGUGGUGGCGAAGAUCCGCGCGGUGGACGCGGACUCGGGCUACAACGCGUGGCUGCGCUACGAGCUGCGGGAGCCGCGGGGCAAGGGCGCGUUCCGCGUGGGGCUGUACAGCGGCGAGGUGAGCACGGCGCGGGCGCUGGAGGAGGCGGACGGCCCGCGGCAGACGCUGGUCAUCGUGGUGCGGGACCACGGCGAGCCGGCGCGCUCGGCCACGGCCACGCUGAGCGUGUCGCUGGGCGAGGGCGCCGAGGCGGCGCUGGCGGCGGCGGCGGCGGGCGCGGGCUCGUCGCUGUCGGGGCUGCGGCCGGCGGCGGGCGCCGAGGGCGGCGCGGCGGCGGCGGCGGCGGCGGCGGCGGCGGCGACGACGAACGUGUGGCUGGUGGUGGCCAUCUGCGCGGUGUCGAGCCUGUUCCUGCUGGCGGUGGUGCUGUACGGGGCGUCGCGGUGGGCGCCGCGGGCGGCCGUGCUGUCGGGGCCCGGGCCGGCGACGCUGGUGUGCGCCAGCGAAGUGGGCAGCUGGUCGUACUCGCAGCGCCAGAGCCGGAGCCUGUGCGUGGCGGACGGCGCGGGCAAGAGCGACCUCAUGGUUUUCAGCCCCAACUUCCCGCCGCCCGCCGGCGCCGCGGCGAAGGAGACGCCGCAGGAUCCGCCCGCCCUCCUGGACACGGUCAGUGGCACUUUCUUUUCCCCCUCUUCUCACCUGCGGGUCUCCCGGAAACACUUUCACGGUUCUCGCCUGAGCCCUUUGGAAUCGCCUCUUGGCGCCUGCGGGGGGCCGGUGCUUGUCAGGUCCUUGAUCUCUGGCUGUUGGCCGCGAGGUCCCGUGUGUUUCCCUGCGCUUGCAAUAGCUCUCAGAGCUGAAGUGAGCUUUGAGAAAGAGUCUACCUUCUGGAGCCUGGGGUUUGCUAGGAUCUCUCCUGUAAACAUUUUCCAUAGUGUUACGCUGCGAAGUAUUCCGCAUGAGCGGUUCCCUUUCUAUUUCUGGCUGAGGUGUUACGGGAGAGCAGGCUCCUGCUCCCUGUAGGAUCCGCUACCUUUUUUUGUUGUCGAGGACCUAGAAGUGAACAGAGAGAUCCAGAGCAUGAUUUGGGAUGGAAGGAACGUGUGGAAGUCUGCAGUGCUGUCCCCGUGCUUAAAGCAGGUCUAACUUCGAAGUUGGAGGAGGUUGCUGAGGAUGUUGUGCCUUCGAGAGCUGCAUAUGGUUGCUCGCUGUCAUUCUCCAUCUACCCCUGCUUGUGAAGACCUCUGCCGUGUGUCCCUUUCAGUCAUUUCUCUUUGAACAUGGGGAAUCGUUCCUCAAAGAGAAGUUCCUCCAGAGUUUUGGUCAGCUUGAUGGUGGUCUCUGAAACUCUCACUGUUCUCUCUUCUCUUUAUCGCAUUCGGGAGGUGAUGAACUGCACGCAGAAUUCAGACUUUCGUUGAACCUGCAGUUUGCAUAACGUGGAAUGAAAUCCGUUGUUUUCUUCUCUGUCCCCAGAAGUCUUAACCUUAGUGCCUCUUUUAGCCUCCUUUCAUGUUGUAUGGCGUGCCCUCAUUCAUAUACAUUUUGCUGUCUUGCAUGUAGGCCAAUUCGAACGAAGAUUUUAUUUCUGGCUGCUGAUGCUCACACAGGAUGCUGCUCUGCAGUCUUCUCUCUUACGGAGAACGCUGUCCUCCUCCUCCUCCUCCUCUUUGAGUCUCUCUUUCAUUCAUGCAAGGUGACCUCUGUUGGUACUUCAUGGUUUUCUGCCCCCCUGCCUUGUAUGGCAUCUAUUUGUUCGUGAAGUACUACACAAUUAGUUUGUAGCUGGGACAGAUAAUGGGACGGUUUCGUAUUUCCAAGUAUGUAGUUCAUGCACUUUGUGAUACAGAGUGGUUCUGGCAGAAGAGCGCCAACCAAGAGAGAUGUAAGAGACGUGUAGCUCUAUUGCCACAUGAAGCAAGAUGUAUUGCUGGAGGACUUGUUCUUGGUGAAGGAAGGCCUUUAUAGAGGCACCUCACUCAUGUUUCCUGACUGUAGCCUUGCCAUGUAACCUGCUACGGUAGGCAUUGUAUUUUGUCUUUCUGACAGUUAUUUUUAAAAAUAAACUGGCAUUAUUCUUUUAAUCUGUGCCUUAUGUUGACAACUUGGAGAACCCUUGAAACUCCCCAUUCCCCUCUAAGGAGCAUGACUUAGCUUUCCUUUCCCAGGAGAUACGUCAGUAAUUGU
Dromaius novaehollandiae (emu) is the source of this 4208-nucleotide messenger RNA. Its product is annotated as protocadherin alpha-2-like. The coding region runs from base 144 to 3044 and encodes 966 amino acids. Gene Ontology annotation, biological process: homophilic cell-cell adhesion. The record is from RefSeq and is a predicted model, not a curated record. The transcript has a single exon. NCBI's taxonomy places the organism in Eukaryota, Metazoa, Chordata, Aves, Casuariiformes, Dromaiidae. Gene Ontology annotation, molecular function: calcium ion binding. Gene Ontology annotation, cellular component: plasma membrane.